CUUAUUAAAGACAUUAACCUUUAGCCAGGCUAUUUUCACCUGUCUAUGUCCGCCAUUCGUAUUUUGUUUUGUCCGCCACACGAGAAUAGACAAUCAUGACGACAGCCGUUGCUUAUCCCUUGAUUUUCUCAACUAUUAUUUCAGGUGUGUGGAGUAUGUGGACGUGUGCAUAUUACCGGAACAUUUGGGACCAGCAGCCUCAGUACAUGGAUUGUCUGCUGGGAUGUUGUGGAGAGAGUCUCUAUAGACAUUGCUGUCAGCCAAUCGGGUUGAUUGUCGGGUGUCUGAUCGCUGGUCUCGUCCUCAUUUUGAUGAGCAUCAUUCUCUUCUGUUGCUGGCGGCGACAGCGAAGUCGACGAAAGCGAAUGGGCAGAAGUAAAUACCCGAGAGCUACAAUCAGCAUCACCAGACCAGCACCUUAUGUAGCAACUUCACAAGCACCGGCCUACAGUAAGGCAAGAGAUGCAGGAUAUCCAAAUGAUUACUAAACUGAACCGAUGCAGCAUGCAAGAGUUAUCUACCCUGUCUGGAGAUCACUACAAUAUAAUUCCCAACAAUAUUAUGUUAUAGACCAUUCACAUUUAUGGACAUUUUCACAACUGUACAAACUUUUAAUUCUAGGUUGUUUUUAGCUACCCCUUCCAGGUUCCCCUAAAAGCAUACAUAAAAAUGUUGAUUUGUAGAAAUAUGUUUUGGGAAAAUAGUUUACUUUUAAAAAUGUUUAAGCUAGAAUUCACUCUGUCCCCACUAAGGAAUAUUUUGCACACUUGUGAAAGUGUUGAUGAUUGUAUAUGUGGACCUGAGAAUCUCUGACAAAUGGAAAAUGUGAUUUUCAUACUCUCCAAACAUACUGGUGUUUGAUUGUGAAAUGUGCAAGUGCUUGUUGAUCAUUGUGGAUUAGACAUUUUAUGAACAUGCUGGUGAUUGAAUCAUUGACCAUUCACUUUUACAAUAUGCUGAUAUUAAAAUUAUAUGGUCUUCACCAGGUCAAAUUUAAAUGACAUUUUUGUUUAGAAAGGUAUCUUCCCUAUUGAAGAAUAAUUAUCUUAAUUAAAAAUUUUUUAAAUGCCACUGCAUAAAGGAUAAUAUAGUUAUCUUAAAGGCAGGGCCUUUAAUAUGUUAUGGCAUUAAGUUCAAAUUUGAAAUGAUUCUCUGGUGAUGAAGCCAUCAAAAUGUCAAGGUCAUAGAAUGUUAUGUCAGAAGGCACUAAUCCUUGCCCAUGACCCAUAUAUAUAUUGUUAUAUUAUUUCUUGCCAUGUAUUGUGAAAUAUAAUGUAAAAAUAUGAAAGGAAUGUCAUUCUUCCUUUAAAAUGUAGUAAAACUAGCACGUAAAUGAGUGUUGCAUGGGUGUGUGUGUCUUCAUGGGUGCGUGGGUGUGUGCCACCAUGGGUAGCUGUGCAGUAUAUUUUUUUCAUUACAAAAUACUGAUCAGAAACAAUAACUUAUUAUAGUCUUAAGAGUAAAAUUAAUGUAUAUUUGUACAAACAGAUUCUUAAUGUGGAUGAAAGAAUUUGGUUGAAUGGAAACACAAUUAUUUAAAGUAACUAGUAUUCCCAUGAAUUCACAUACAAAUUAAAUGGAAGAUUAGGGUUGUGUUUUUUAUAGAUAAAAUCCUGGGGCCUAAUUCACUAAACUCUCGCAACUUUGCGAUAUCACAGUGCAAUGCUAAAAGACUUGCAAAGAGGAUGCUUUGUUGUCUAACAGAGCCUAAGAGAACUUUGUGAAUUAGGCCCCUGGAAAUAAAAAUUUUUUAAAGCCUAAGCCACUCAUAUUUUAUUAUUAUUAUUUAUUUUAUUUUUAUUAGAUUCAAAAUAUAAAACACAAAUCGAAAUAAGACUUGUCUUCCACCUCUCACCACUGUGUGAAUGUCUGUGGAAUAGUUCAAAGUAAAUAGUAACAUGGUAGUUCUUUACCGUAGGUAGUUCUUUACCGUAGGUAGUUCUUUACCGUAGGUAGUUCUUUGUUUGACAUGUUCUGGAGAGUGAGCAGAGGCUGCAGCCCAGUGAUUAUUAUCUUCAGUAUCAGGCACACAUACAGGCAUUUUAGCAGGUGUGGUGGUGAGCAAAGUUUAUAGAGUUGAGUCAUGCUUGCCCGGACUAUUUGUAUUGAAAAAAGAAAAUGCUCAAGCAGGGAGGGGUUUUGACCCCAGAAAUCUUCCCAGUACACAUGCACACUUGAGUACCAUGCAUCGUGAUUAACUAUGCAUGUUUUAGAGAUUGCUAAACAAUUCAAAAUUGUAAAUAGUACUUUAAAAUAAAAAAUAAUUAAUGAUUAGAAACUCGCCAAUUAAAACAAGAAUUGACAACAAAAUGUUUUGUUUCUGAACUCUCCAUCCAAUCAGUGUGAAGUAUCCUGAACUUCAUUGAAAACACAACACCCAGUUUCCCCAAUUGUUUUUGCAAUUGCGUGUAUGUAUAAAACGCACAAUAACUCUAACCCUGAAUACAAUUUUAUUUUAUUUUUAUUUAUUACUCACCAGAAUACAUCCAGUUCAGAGCUCCUAGAAUUUCUAUAAAAUGCACUAGGUAUGGGAUCAGUUAUUAAAUUUUUUUACUAGCCAUAAUUUAAAAUUCACUAGCCCAAAAUUACUUUAACUUAAUACAAUUUUAGUAAAUAAUAGUAAUAAUCAGAUAUGUCACCUAAAGAGGGAGAUAACGCUUAA
This is a messenger RNA of Gigantopelta aegis, 2662 nucleotides long. RefSeq lists its product as uncharacterized. Bases 96 to 488 code for a protein of 130 amino acids. NCBI's taxonomy places the organism in Eukaryota, Metazoa, Mollusca, Gastropoda, Neomphalida, Peltospiridae. The record is from RefSeq and is a predicted model, not a curated record. The transcript is spliced from 4 exons.